AUGAAAUUAGGAUAUAAUGAAAUAAUGAUAGUAUCAAUGUAUUUUAAUGAUAUUAAAGAUUUUAUUAAUUUAGAAUUUGGAAUCAAAAGAUUUCAAGGAAACAUGGAACGAUUUCAUUUUAAUCCAAUUCCUUUAAAUCAUUAUUCAAGAAAAUUAUUUCCUAAUAUUGAAACAUUUCAUAUUUAUGAUAUAAAUGAUAAAAUAUUUAAAGAUGGAAAAAUAUUUAAAAAAGUGGUCUGGUAUUUAGUAGAUUAUUCAAAAUAUUUAAAAGAAAAAGAAGAAUUGGAUAUAUAUAAAAAUAUAGAAUAUACAAAUGAAUAUGAAAUAUAUAACUAUGGAAAUAAAAUACCAUCAGAAGUUAAAUCACUUGGAUAUCAAUGCUUUAAAGGUUGUGAUAGAUUAACAUCAAUUAAUAUACCAACAACAAUUACUAAAAUAGGAUGGAAUUGUUUUGAAGGAUGUGCAUCAUUAACAUCAAUUAAUAUACCAACAACAAUUAGUAAAUUAGGAAGGUAUUGUUUUAAAAACUGUUCAUCAUUAAAAGCAAUUGAUAUACCAACAUCAAUUAGUGAAAUAGGAGAUAAUUGUUUUUAUUUAUGUUAUUCAUUAACAUCAAUUACUAUACCAUCAUCAAUUAGUGAAAUAGGAGAUAAUUGUUUUUAUGGAUGUCAUUCAUUAAAAGCAAUUGAUAUACCAUCAUCAAUUAGUGAAAUAGGAGAUAAUUGUUUUUAUUUAUGUUAUUCAUUAACAUCAAUUACUAUACCAUCAUCAAUUAGUAAAAUAGGAAAUUAUUGUUUUUAUGAAUGUUAUUCAUUAAAAUCAAUUAAUAUACCAUCAUCUGUUAGUAAAAUAGGAUUUGAUUGUUUUGAAGGAUGUAGAUCAUUAACAUCAAUGAAUAUAGAUAAUCUACAAUUUGUAAGUCAAGAAAGAAUAUUUAUGAAUGAACCAGUGUUAGUUAGUAUUAAAAUACCAUAUGAUCUAGAAAUAAUCAAUGGAAAGAAUAUUGAAAAGAAAGAUAUUAAUGAAUUUAUUAUUCCGACAACAAUUACUAAAUUAGAUGAUUAUUGUUUUAUUGGAUAUUCAUCAUUAACAACAAUUACUAUACCAUCAUCAAUUAAUGAAAUAGGAAAUAGAUGUUUUGAAUAUUGUUCAUCAUUAAAAUCAAUUAAUAUACCAUCAUCAAUUACAUCAAUUGGAAAUUAUUGUUUUAAUGAAUGUACAUCCUUAACAUCAAUUAAUAUACCAUCAUCAAUUAUAUCAUUUGGAAAAUCUUGUUUUUAUGAAUGUGGAUGUGAAGAAGAAUUAAAGAGGAAUGAAACAAUACCAAGAAAUUGUUUUGACAAAUGA
Messenger RNA from Entamoeba dispar SAW760, 1347 nucleotides. RefSeq lists its product as uncharacterized. Bases 1 to 1347 code for a protein of 448 amino acids. The transcript has a single exon. Lineage: Eukaryota; Evosea; Mastigamoebida; Endamoebidae. The record is from RefSeq and is a predicted model, not a curated record.